Chelonia mydas (Green sea turtle) is the source of this 1800-nucleotide messenger RNA. Its product is annotated as C-type lectin domain family 2 member D. The transcript is spliced from 6 exons. Lineage: Eukaryota; Metazoa; Chordata; Testudines; Cheloniidae. Bases 318 to 917 code for a protein of 199 amino acids. The record is from RefSeq and is a predicted model, not a curated record.
CGGCUGCUCAGUGGAGGACAGAGCCGCCAAUCACUCGGUGUCCCCGCCCCGGUCCCGGUCCCAGCCCCAGCCCACUCUACGCCAGCUUCCUUCAGCCAGCCGGGCGCUGCAGUAACUCGCCAAGUCGUCUCCUGCCUUUAAGCAACAGCUGCAGAUCAGCUGGAGAGUCCGGAACAGGGUGUGCGGGGAGCCAGAGCCAGGACCCCCGCCCCAGCUCGGCUUCGCUGCUGCUGAAUCGGACCCAGUCACAGAGAGGAGCCGACCCCAGCCCAGCGCCUCCAGCAGCGUGUGCGGCCCGAGUGUCGCUGAGAGAGACGAUGGGGCCAGCAGCUGGACCUGCUGGGAGCGAAGAGCCGCUGCGGCAGUGCCAUGACCCUCAUCAUAACUGCAGGAAAUGUAACUACAAGAAAUAUACAAUUGUGCUCGCAGUUGCCCUCGCAAUCAUGUUGUUAGUUCUCAUCAUUGUCCUGGCAGUGUGGAGACCUCAGCUUCCGUCAGCAGAUCUGGGCCCCCCUGCUGGCCCUGCGUGCCCAGACGGCUGGAUCAGAUACCGAGGGAAAUGCUACUAUUUCUCUGAGGCCGAAAGGAACUGGACCUACAGCCUGACCUACUGCUCUGCGCUCAGCGCCUCCCUGGCUGAGAUCAACAGUGAGCAGGAAAUGGCUUUCCUGCUGCGCUAUAAAGGCAGAUUUGACCACUGGAUUGGCCUCCGGAGGGACCCUGGGCAGCUCUGGAAAUGGGCCAAUGGCACCAAAUUCAACAACCUGUUUGUGAUAGGAGGAGGAGGUGACUGCGCGUAUCUGAAUGAUGUGAAUGGGGUCAGCAGCUUGCGAUGCACCAGUGAGAGACCCUGGAUCUGCACCAAACCCGAUGCAUUUACACAGGCACAGGAGGCUGCCGUGGUAGGGGGCUCAUAAGGAGAGUACUGUGGAAUUAGUCCCGGAAAAGCCGGACUGAUCUCUUUACAAGAUCACAUCUGAGCAAUUCCGGAAUAUCGGGGAAUGCUCUGCGUAUCACUGGGCAGAGCACUGUGGACUCAGGUGAAAACCAGGGAUGCUAUUUGCACAUCUUGUCCCCCCACCCGUUGCACCUCUUUUUCUGCCAGUGGAAUGGCUCAAAUCCAGCCUUUCCAACCUCCCUCAGCUGGACCAGGAACUCUGCCUAACUGAGCCAAGGCACCAGCCUCAGCUUUCACUGCCCUGACAUUCCCCCACAGAAGCUUUUUACUAUAGAAAAUUAUCUAUGCAAUCUUUUAAAAAUAUUCAUCAUUCCCAUUCUGUGGUCUGGAAUAGAGCUGAGGGGGGAUGUUCUCCAUUCCCCCCCUCGCCCCAAGAAACUUUUUAACAAGAUUUUUUUAUGGGUCAGUUUUUGGGGUGUUUUGAAAAUCCAAUUGAUUUUGAAGUUUGCAGGUUUACACCACCAGUUCCUGGUUUUUGUUGCCAGAUAUUGCUUUGGAUGAAAGAAUGAACGUUUAAAACUGGUUUUAAUUUUCCAUUUUUAGUUUUAAGAACGCUGCACCUGCCAAGGGAGUAGAACCCCUGUUACACUCCUCAUGGGACACCUAGGGCCUGGAAAGUAGGAGUAAGAGGAGAAAUGUCUGUUCUCUCCCUUCCUGGAGCCCAGGGGGUUUGAAAAGGGCAGGGAGGGGGUCGGUGUGACACAGACAGACCAGGUGCCAGGUCAUGCCAAAGUCCCCAUGUCUGCUAUAGAUGCUUUGUAGCUUAGUUGAGUAUAUAUGUUCACCUGCUUUAGCCUUGUAAAUAAUUCUUAUUUCCUUUUUAAUAAAGUGUCAUAUAAUAA